AAGAGGAGAUGAGAUAGCGGUGAUGUCGACUGUUGGGGGGGACCGACCGUGACGACCCGACCGGAAAGGCGAAAAAGGCGGAGAGGAAAAGAAAGGGGAUCGAGCUGACAGACCUUUCUUUUAAUGGCUGCCACGGCAAAGGAGACGGGGGAAAACAGAACAACGAACCUGCAAGAUGCAGACCGAAAGGAAAGGAAAAGGGGGAUAUAUCAGACUCAAGGACAAAGCCUCGAUAAUGGGGAAGGUGGGUUGGGGGAGGGGAGGAGGAGGGAGGAGAGGGAAAGAGGAGAGGGAAAAUGCGAGAGUAAAGAGCAGCAAGGCCAAGCAGGUCAGACUUCAGAGGGAGGGGGCGGGUAAGGUAAGAGACUGAUGAUAAGUUUAGCAGGCGCCGGUCGGUGGUUGGUUGGCUGGUCGAGUUGGCCUGUUCGGGUCUGGCUUUUUGGUUUUGGACCCCCAGCGUAUCGUAACCUGGUAUUUUUCUCUCCCAGUACAGUAACCAAGGC
Molecule: messenger RNA, 503 nt
Organism: Aspergillus sclerotioniger CBS 115572
Lineage: Eukaryota; Fungi; Ascomycota; Eurotiomycetes; Eurotiales; Aspergillaceae
Exons: 1
Coding region: 124-357 (77 amino acids)
Source: RefSeq, a predicted model, not a curated record